This is a messenger RNA of Cyclopterus lumpus (lumpfish), 2999 nucleotides long. RefSeq names its product polypeptide N-acetylgalactosaminyltransferase 15-like. Bases 866 to 2809 code for a protein of 647 amino acids. The record is from RefSeq and is a predicted model, not a curated record. Gene Ontology annotation, cellular component: Golgi apparatus. The transcript has 10 exons. NCBI's taxonomy places the organism in Eukaryota, Metazoa, Chordata, Actinopteri, Perciformes, Cyclopteridae.
CGAGGCUGCCAAGAUCUUCUCGUAGAACCGUGGAGAUGGAAGCUGGGACCGCCCUGCUUCUCGGCACCGACAGACGGUCAUGGGACUGCGAGGCCCACGGCCAGCUGGACUGAGAGAGCAAUCUUUGAUGUGUGACGCACCGGGGAGACGCCUGUAGCAAGUCGACUCUCUCACACAUAAAAACAUAAAACACUCAUUCCACAGCAAUGUGGCCUUAUAAACAUACAGAGUUUAGGAAUUCAGAGUUUUAGGAUCCUAUACAAGCCAUGACUGUUAUAUUGCCCCCAUAUGAUAGCCUAUUAAAACUAACUACUGAGUCCCACAUAAAAUCAAAUCCCUAAAUAGACUCAUGCAACAUUGAAAAACAUAGAACUGUCUGUUUGAGUACAAUUCAUGUGUGAGAGCCUGAAUUGUAGUAUUUCCCCAUUAGAGUUUGUUUUAGUAAAGGUGCUCUAAUCAUUAUCAGGUGAACUGUUGAGACUGUUGAGGAUCAGCUCAGCAGGUGGAGGAGCAGGUGGAUGUAUCAGGUGCAUCUUCAAGCCGUUAUGAGCUCACAUCUUCGCAGGCUCUAGGACCGCGGGAUGAGAGGCACCGUCUGCGCACCUCCACCACGAGAAGAAGAAGAAGUUGAGAGCUUAAUCUUGAACCUGCUCCGUCUCUCACUCCUGUCCCAGGUCUGGUCCAUGGAUGCGGAGCUACACUCCAGGAGACUUAAUUAUUUUUCUACUUUUUGGAUGAUACCUGUCGAAUCUCAUCACUUUGAGGGAAUUUAAACGACUUCAAAGUUGAGUCAAAGCUCAACAAUGGGGAAGUCAAGGCAGCACCGGGCCAACUUCGUAUCCCCCUCUCUACACUCCUCCUCAUCAUGAGGCUGUGGGGCAGAGCUACAGCUGUCCGGAGGAAGAUGCUCUGCCUCUGGCUGCUGCUCCUCGGGUUCACCCUGGUUACUUUGGCGCUCUCAGACCUCUUUAACAACCGACGCUGGGACCACAGUCAUCAGAGACCUGCGCCUCCCCGCCGCCCCCUCCAGCGGAUUCACAAUGCACCGGACCUGGAGGUGUUUGUGGACUCCCGGGACCCUGCAUUAGAGCUCGGCGUUGAUCUCGCCCCGCUAAAAUCUCUGCAAGAAGACCAGCUUUUAUUCGUGCCAUCGGCGCAGGGAACCAAGAACCCGGCGCAGAGGAAAGGGAGUUACAAGGUGCUUCUCCCCGGAGCAAACAAGGACUCCAACCCGCCUGCGCCUCCGACGCAGGGCGAAAUGGGGAAAGUGGCGCGGCUUCAAUUUGAGGGAGAUGUGGAGUUUUCUGCGUUCCAGAAGUACGGGUUCAACGAGGUGGUCAGCGAGAGGAUCUCGCUGCAUCGCAGGCUGCCCGAGGCGCGCCAUCCCGAGUGUUUGGGGGAGCAGUACAGCGAGUCGCUGCCGUCGGCCAGUGUUGUCAUCUGUUUCCAUGACGAGGCUUGGUCCACACUACUGCGCACCGUGCACAGCGUGCUGGAUACUGCACCCAAACAGUAUCUGCAAGAGGUCCUGUUGGUGGACGACCUUAGCCACCACGGUCACAUGAAGAGUGUGCUCAGUGAAUAUGUGUCUCAUCUGGAGGGGGUGCGUUUGAUCCGCAGCACCAAGCGCCUGGGCGUUGGAGGGUGCCGUACUCUGGGUGCUGCCAGAGCUGCGGGAGAGGUGCUGGUGUUUAUGGACUCCCACUGUGAAUGCCAAAAGGGUUGGCUGGAACCACUGCUGGAGAGAGUGGCCCAGGACAGGACCAGAGUGGUGUCCCCCAUAAUGGAUGCGAUAGACUGGCAGACCUUUCAGUACAAUGCCACCCGGUGGCCAGUCAGGGGAGUGUUUGACUGGAGACUUGACUUCCACUGGGAAUCUAACCCUCAGCUGCAAGAUAAAGACCCAGACUCAGCUGUUCGACCUGUGCAGAGUCCAGCGUUAGGAGGCGGAGUUGUGGCCGUUGACAGACAUUUCUUCCAGAGUGUGGGAGCCUACGACCCUGGGAUGCUGCUGUGGGGAGUGGAACAAAUUGAGCUGUCAAUCAGGGUGUGGUCAUGCGGGGGCACCAUGGAGGUGGUUCCUUGCUCACGUGUGGCCCACCUCGACCAUCACCACCUGCCAUACCGCUUCCCAGAGGAGCAGCUUCAGAGGAACAAGAUCCGGAUAGCAGACAUCUGGAUGGACGCAUACAGGAAGAUCUUCUACAGGAGAGACACACUCGCUCAUUUCAUCAGGCAGUCUGAGAACCCGAACAUCACAGAGCGUCUGUGGCUUAAGAGGAGUCUGGGCUGUCGUAACUUUCACUGGUACCUUAUGACAGUUUAUCCACAACUUUACAUCCCCCAGGACAGACCUAUGCUGUCAGGCGAGCUGUACAAUGUCGGCACUGGCAGCUGUGCAGACUACCCCCGAGGGCUGGGACCGAAGGGUGGGGCCAUGAACGCAGCGCUGUGCAGUGGGACGGGCAGUCAGCACUGCGAUCUGAACUCUGAGUUUGAAGUGCGUUGGGGUCCCAUGGGGGCUUUGUGUUUGGACGCCAGUGGAGAGCGGGUGAUCUUAUCUCCGUGCCCCAGACACCGACCAACCACCAGCAGACUCCAGUGGAAGUUCAUAAAGCUGAGCGGUCAACUGGUUCACCAGCAGUCCCAGUUAUGUCUUGAGGUCGUGAAGGAAGGAGCUCUCACACAAAGCAGCCUGAGAGAAGUCAACGGCCACUCAAAGACAGGAGGUCUCUUCCUGCGCCCCUGCACCCAUCACCCCAGACAACAGUGGCACUUUGAGCAACUAGUAGCUCCUAAAGGUGCCUGACACAGAGAGCAGCGGGGGAGUCCUGCUAUUAAUGUAUAUUAUCUUAUACUAUGUGCUAUGCAUAGUGGCAUGCAGUAAGUAAGAUGGUGCAAAAAAAUACAAAAACAGAUGAACCUUUUCUGCACUUUGCCAGUCAGCAUUUGUUGCUCCUGUUUUAAGGAUUGCAAAUACAAGUUAUUGUUAGAUAAUA